Messenger RNA from Salvia miltiorrhiza (redroot sage), 1343 nucleotides. RefSeq lists its product as uncharacterized. The record is from RefSeq and is a predicted model, not a curated record. NCBI's taxonomy places the organism in Eukaryota, Viridiplantae, Streptophyta, Magnoliopsida, Lamiales, Lamiaceae. The coding region runs from base 180 to 1172 and encodes 330 amino acids. The transcript has 2 exons.
UGGUUUAUUGAGAAUCUUUCCUUUUGUUUUUCUCCCCUUCUUCCUUUUGGCUUAAGAUUUAUACUGGUUGCUACCAGAUGACUAACUUGUAGGAAUGCCAAUCCGUGCAAGAGAAAAUAAAGGAUUCCACUAUUGAAGUUGUCGGAUGGAGUGGUUUAGUCGCAACCGCGGAUUGGCAGAUGACAUCCUCAAAGGAUUUAAUAUCUGCCAGCUGUGCUUGUCUCAUGGAUGGUGCACGAUAUACAGUGACACUGGACGAAUUCAAGCUUUUUCAUGGGAUUGACAGAUCAUUGUAUGUUAUUCUCAUCAGGGAUCUGGUGCGUGAUCCCCUGGAGUGCCUGUACAUUAUGGGUUUGUGGCUAUGGUUGGAACGCGCUGGUUUCUAUCAUUUCAUAAGUAAGAUCUUAUCUCUUCCUCCAUUUCUGAUCAACGAGCUUGCUGAUGAAGCUGUAACAUGCAUCAAGUGCACAAACACACAGUUCCCUUUCUCGUCCGAAUCAACUGAAAUCCCAUUAACCCACAGUCUUGUGAAAAAGGAUAUAUCUCUGCAGUUUUUCCAUGAAAACCAUCUCACCGCUUUCUGUGAGAUUGAAGGUUUGGUAAGAGGAGUCUGCAUACCAUCACUGUCUGAUAUACUGGAGAAGGAUCGCUAUGGUGGUUAUCUCAAAACUCCUAUGAAAGGUCCGAUGAUGGCCCCGAGUCACGCUGCAUCAACUUCAUCUUCGAGCUCUGUGCGGGAACCAUCUUCUAUUGACAACCUGUUGAUGCAAAGCUUUACUAGCUUGGGAAUUGUUGUUGGUGGAGAUUCCCCCACUUCUCGUGGCAAGGCUCGUACUACUGAGGUGUCGCGGAAUGAGAGGACCAUGUUUGUCACCUUCUCCAAAGGCUACCCCGUAAGUGAAACUGAGGUGAGGCAGUUCUUCAGCAGGCUCUUUGGAAACUGCAUUGAGUCGUUCCACAUGCAAGAGGUAAAGCCCGAAGAGCAAUCUCUUUAUGCUAAAAUCGUGUUCUUCAGGCCAUCGUUCAUCCGUUCUAUUCUUAACGGCGUGAGCAAGGCCAAAUUCACCAUCAACGGUAAGCAUGUCUGGAUGAGGAAGUUUGUGCCCAAGAGCAGCAGACACCCACCUUGCGGAUGCCCGUCCAUCGGAGCUUGUACCUGCUGUUUCUUCUGAUGUACACUCAAUAUGAAAUGUUGUCUUAUCUUUAGAUGUCCCAUUUUCGUGUUUCUUGUCUGUCUAGUCUUAGAAUUUCUGAGGUCUAAGUAGUGUUGGAGUCGUGUGAAUAGUCUGACUGACUACCUAAGUCCACUUCAUGGACAUUGUAUCAAAGCUCUUCUUAGUUUA